CAGGUGCGUGCUGUCAUCGUGCGACAGUCAUUCAAAAACACGCUAGUGUCGGAGCGGGACUGAGGGGAACCAGGCCAUAGCCAUUUACAUCGCGAUGAAUAAUAACAGAAAUGGAAGGACGCCAGACUACAGACACCUUGCCAUUGCUGCUACUGUUUUUAACCCUCUGUUGGGCAGCGUGGCGCUGACAACCAACGAGCUCGCCAAACGACGGCUAAGCAACAGCGAGCUGACGUCCGCCAACAUCUUCUACUUCGUCACCAUAUCGCUGAGCGUGUUCAGCAUCGGCAGCAUGGUCACCGCCGUCUGUAUGCUGUCCAUGCACGUCGUGCUGCAGCAGAGCCAGCCGCGACUUCAGGACGAGUCGCGAGUGGUGUUGAGGCAGCCCAACUGGUGGUGCAAGCAAGAGGUGGUCAGGCUGAACAUCACCAUGGAAACAGAUGUCUCCGUUGACAUGUUCUGUGACACAAACAAUAUGACUUCAUGGUUAAAUACAAUUGACAAAGCGCGACAAGCGGUGUUUAUAAAACAGACUUCAUUUGUAGUUCCUAACCUAAAACUAAAAAGUAAAAGUAAGAAACAAAAACAACAAAAACAUGAAUGAAAAAGAGUUUAUGUAUGGUACACCUGUAUACGAAAUGCCUUAACUGCAUGCUGUACAGACGAGGUAGGAUAUUUCGUCCUGGGGAAUGGCGGUUCUCUUAUAAACGGAAGUACCUGGCGAUGAUUUAUGGGAACAAUCACAAUCUUGGCAAAAGUUCUUAUAGUAUUUUUAAUGCCUUAAUUUUGUUGUUAAGAUUUGCAAUAACAGAUUGUAAAGAAAAUUCAACGACUAAGUGUAUCUUAACAUCUACGCGUUGGUGUCCACUUGGAUUCGACUGUCCAUUAUUUGUGGACGAAGUACCUGGCGAUGAUUUGUGGGAACAGUCACGACCUUGUCAAAGUUCUUAUAAGAUUUUGAAUACCUUAAUUUUGUUGUUCAGAUUUGCAAUAAUAGAUUGUACAGGAAAUUCAACGACCAAGUAUAACUUAACAUCCACACAUUGGUGUCCACUUGGAAAUCGAUUGUCCACUGUAUGUGGACAAGGAAGAAGUUGAGCAGGCACAGGUGUAUAAUAGUAAGCGGGAGAUACUACAGAUUUGACCGAAAGUAUUUAGCGGCUCAGCCAUAAGUGUCCACAGACAAGAUAGUAUAGCUUUGACUCAGCUAUACAAACUCGACAGUGAGAAGGAUCUAUUUGGUGAGGAGGUUCAAGAGAGUUCCCACUGUACAACUUUAGAGCUCGACCACAUCGAGAGAGGCUCACAGUGAGAAUCUGGACUGAUGCUGGUCAAGUUUGUGCAACGUAAAUUUGGGGUCAGUGUGUAGAUUCUGAGAUUCAGUGUUAAGAGUCUGAUGCAAUAAUUUAUCAACUUGUUUGGUGCUAUAUCCAUCGAGAAAACAAUCCCUCCCAAGUUCUGAAGCUUUACGUCUUAUUAUACCGAAAACUAUAAUUUGGAAUAGGUUUACUACAAUAUUAAGUCACUGUUUUAAUUGUAAAUAGACAAACAGGGAAGCUACAUGAUGUUAUUUCAAUGCGAAGUUUGUGUCAGCCACAUUUCUAUGACACACUGUUUUAACUCAUAUAAUUUGGAAUAGAGUCACUACCAUAUUAAGUUACUGUUCUAAUUGUAAAUAGACAAAACAGGGAAGAUACAUGACGUUAUUUCAGUACCAGUGUUUCGGCUACAUAUGGAUUGUUACCCAGGCAUGCCACGUUGUUUUUUUUGAGUGCAAUUCCACCGAAACACAUUUCAAUUUUUUCACAUUGUCAUAAUAUUAUGACCUCUGUCGAAACAACCAGAGUAUUAUAGAAGUGAGUUAUGGUAACAUGAGGCUUCAUCGCUGGUGAGAAAGAAAUGGAAAGAAACGAGUUUCACACAAACACUGGCAGCAGAGAGUCUCUGCAACCAAUGUCUACAUCCAUUGUCACAGGAAGGAAGAAGGAAGGAAAUGUUUUACUUAACGAUGCAUUCAACACAUUUUAUUUACGGUUAUAUGGCGUCGGACAUAUGGUUAAGGAUGACACAGAUAUUGAGAGAGGAAACCCGCUG
This is a messenger RNA of Gigantopelta aegis, 2094 nucleotides long. RefSeq lists its product as uncharacterized. The transcript has 2 exons. The record is from RefSeq and is a predicted model, not a curated record. The coding region runs from base 95 to 604 and encodes 169 amino acids. Lineage: Eukaryota; Metazoa; Mollusca; Gastropoda; Neomphalida; Peltospiridae.